Anopheles stephensi (Asian malaria mosquito) is the source of this 1576-nucleotide messenger RNA. RefSeq lists its product as uncharacterized. The coding region runs from base 311 to 952 and encodes 213 amino acids. Lineage: Eukaryota; Metazoa; Arthropoda; Insecta; Diptera; Culicidae. The record is from RefSeq and is a predicted model, not a curated record. The transcript has 4 exons.
GAGCUCGCGCGGCCUGACCUACUCGACGGUCGUCGAUACCGACGCGCAGAAACUGUACAGCGCUCGAACGAGCUAGACACACGCUAGCAACGCAGCUCCCGCAAGAAGAACACUUGAGAGACACGUUGAGUGAGUGAGUGAGUGAGUGAACGAGAGUGAGUGAGAGUCAUUCAACAGACCAGUGAACGUGGAACUGGAAAACGCAUCCGCGCAUAAGGUUAAAAGUGCAACUGCGUAUAGGCAAGACUCUCCCGCGGUCAAAGAACCUUGAAGUUGAAGUUAUUGCAGUGAGUGCGUCCAGCUAUACGCGAUGGGAUUGCUACGACGGAACAGUUUGAACAUUGGCAAAUGGUUUCCGGCCGGCGGUACAGCGCACCCGACUACCGUUGUUACGCCCCCAACCGGAACGACCGGUCCAGCGCGCGCCAGUUUCGGCAGCUCAGUCGCCAUCCAGAAGCUGCGCGAAAGCAAGUGGUUCGAUGCCGGCGAGGAGCGCAUCUUUUGCGCCGUGAUCGAGAACGGCUUCAUCGUGGAGGUCCGCCGGCAGUCGGCGAACCCCGGCGACAGCUGGUUCGGUGUGGUGUCCAUCGAGCAGAAAAAGUCUCCCAAACCGACGGCCGAAAGUGUGAAAAUAUAUUCCGUACGCAUGAAGGAGAAUGAGAAAAAGCCGAUGAAAGUGUACUGCGUCACGUUGUCUAAUCUAUGGCAGCAAGGACAUCAGUUGCGGAUCAACAAUGUGGCCGAUCGUACGAAGAAAGCCCACCCGGAGAAAGACAUUUUAGCUCAGAUAAAGUAUGCCUCGAAGUGCCAAAUGCCGUUCCACAACAGUCAACAUUUUGCCGAAUUCUGUCGAUACGGUGACCGGCCGCAGGACAGCCGGAAGCGACAAGUAAGUGCGUUACUGAAACGGUUCGAGGACGCAUUGCAAGGAGCGCACAACAGCUACUUCUGAUCCUAUACGACCGCCCCCGGGGAGAGAGCUCGCGAAAGAUUUCGGACUGCGCCAAAUGGGGUGGUAUCAAUAUGGGGGCGACGCUCAUUUUCAUGGAAAUGCAGAAGAAGCAAAAGUCACUGUCGCACUAGUGGACCGCGCGCGCGACCGGAGUCUCCGAGUUGCCAAAUCCUCGGUGAUACUAACCAACCCUGCGCUCACUGGAGCGUGUAGAACUGGUCUUUAGUCGUUUAAGCAUUUCGUGAAUGCGCCGACCGUGGAACAUUGAUUGUGAUUUCUGUCACUUGGUAGGUUUAAUGGAACAGUGUGUAUUUCUGUUCUUACUUCUGUAAGAGUUUUGCUUUGAUCUUGAGAUACGCGAAUGUGGUAUUACGCAUCUUACAUGUAGCGAGUAGGUGUUUAGCUGUAAGCUAGCAGAUAAGGGAAGCAGCACUGGAACUGAACAAUCACCAUGUUGAUUUGUAAAGGGUAUUCAUUCAUUCAUUGAAUCAUUUUGUAUCAUUACCAAAGGCCCAGCAGCAGUAGCUACGUAAGGCGAACUAUUUUACACAGAUAAGGAAGCAUAUGUACAUGAAAAGAUAAUAAAACGAAGAAACUUUAUAUUGGAAAAUCGGUUGUUCUAAA